Molecule: messenger RNA, 6162 nt
Organism: Closterium sp. Yama58-4
Lineage: Eukaryota; Viridiplantae; Streptophyta; Zygnematophyceae; Desmidiales; Closteriaceae
Source: the annotation of a GenBank genome assembly
AUGGAUGCUGCUAAGAGGGUGUUGCGCUACUUCCGCCCGUGCGCCGCUCGCACCGCUAUAGCGCAGCCCGCAGCGGCCCCGCGGGCCUGCACAUUGCCCCCACCCGCUGCAGCGCCUGCCCGCUCGUCGCCCGCUGCAGCUGCCGCCCGCUCGUCGCCCGCUGCAGCUGCCGCCCGCUCGUCGCUCGCUGCUGCUGCCGCCCGCUCGUCGCCCGCUGCAGCGCCUGCCCGCUCGUCGCCCGCUGCAGCUGCCGCUCGCUCGUCGCCCGCUGCUGCUGCCGCCCGCUCGUCGCCCGCUGCAGCUGCCGCUCGCUCGUCGCCCGCUGCUGCUGCCGCCCGCUCGUCGCUCGCUGCAGCUGCCGCCCGCUCGUCGCUCGCUGCUGCUGCCGCCCGCUCGUCGCCCGCUGCAGCGCCUGCCCGCUCGUCGCCCGCUGCAGCUGCCGCCCGCUCGUCGCCCGCUGCUGCUGCCGCCCGCUCGUCGCCCGCUGCAGCUGCCGCCCGCUCGUCGCCCGCUGCUGCUGCCGCCCGCUCGUCGCCCGCUGCAGCUGCCGCCUGCUUGUCGCCCGCUGCAGCUGCCGCUACCACGGGCUCGCCGCUGCAGCUACCGCCUGCGCGUCGCCCGCAGCCGCUCCCGCUCGUGCGCCGCGGCCGCUACCGCCCGUGCGCUCCUGUUGCGCCUGCUACCGCUGCCGCUGCUGCACUCGCUCCCACUGCGGCCGCCGCUUCUGCGCCCACUGCCGCUCCCGCCCGUGCGCAUCAGCUGCUGCCGCCCUUCGAAACCUGGCUCGAUGACCUCCACCUCUUUCUACAGCUCACUGCUAAGGAGGACGUUUCACUGUACGAUCACGCCCUAGGCAACGCUACUGCCCCUCCUACCACUGCUGACAGCACUCAGCGCUCACAGUGGCAGACUCGUGACGCCCACGCUCGCUUCGCUAUUCGUAACUCCCUACCGAUCGACGAGCGCGAGCACUUUGGCCAGCACAAAACUGCUAAGGACCUGUACACUGCUGUAGUCGCUCGCUACUCCUCCCCCGCUUCUGCCACACUAGGCCGCCUCACUCUCCCCUACCUGUUCCCCGACCUGGCCUCCUUUCAGACAGUUGCUGACCUCAUCACCCACCUUAAGACCAGUGAGGCCCGCUUUCGCGCUGCUAUGCCUGACGAGUUCCUCACCAGCAACCCCCCCCCGCUCUGGAUCACUCUCUACCACAUAGUCACCCGCCUCCCCGACUCCCUGCGCACAGCACCUCUCGUGGCGACCCCCGCACCCCGUUCUUUGAGGGGUGUUCCCCUUCCCCUCUCCUCCCCUCUGUCGCCUCUGCUGCUGCUGUCGACCUCCUUGGUGCUGGGAAGGUCGGGGCCGCGUCUGCUUCGAGCGGGCGCCGCAAGAGCAAAGGGGGCAAGGGUGGAGGUGGCGGCGGAGGAGGUGGGGGUGGAGGCGGUGGGAGUGGAGGAGCGGCUGGGGAGGCUAGUGGCGGCAGUGGGGGUGGUGACAGCAGCGGCGGGAGUGGCGGCAGGGGUGGAGGCGGCAGCGGAGGCGGAGGUGGUCGUGGCAGCGGCAGGGGUGGAGGUGGCCGAGGCGGUGGCGGCGGCAGUGGUGGUCGUGGAGGCGCUGGCGGUGGCCAGAUUUCCUGAUGCCACUGACCUGCCCCGCUGGGCUGAUCUGGAGAAGAAGGGAGUUGAUAUCUGGGCUUUAGACUUUGAUGCUAUUCUCACUGCCAUGUAUGCGAUGUUUACUAGUGGAGAGGGUGCUCAGUACUUGCGUGUUCCGCCCGACCCGGGCAUUCAGACCAGUCCGGCUGCCGCUCUAGGUGCUAGUGAGUCUGCUGCCCCAGGUCCUGGUGAGGCUGCUGCUCUAGGUGCUAGUGAGUCCGUGCCCUCUGGUACUGAGUCGACUGCAGCACUGCACACCUUCACACUGGACUCAGGUGCUUCUCGCUGUUUCUUUCGUGACCGCACUGUCCUUGAGCCGCUUGCUCGGCCAGUUGCUGUCUCCCUCGCUGACCCCUCUGGGGGUCCGGUCGUUGCGACCUCCUCCACUGUCCUUCCUUGUCCUGUGGUUCCGUCAGGCACACUGUCAGGUCUCUACCUCCCCUCGUUCUCUACGAACUUGGUGGCAGGUAGUGCGCUCCAGGACGGGGGUGUUCACCAGUUCACCCCUGCUUACGAGCGCGUGACCCACUGCACGUGUGCUCGGACGGGCCGUCACCUGGCUACCUUCACUCGGCAGCCGGGGUCGGACCUGUACACACUGACCACUAAGUCCCCUCAGGUAGCUGCGUCCGCGUCUGCGUCUGCGUCAGGUCAGCUGUCCGCCCCCUGCUCGUGUCGCUCUCUGGCGCAUGAGACUGUCCUCUGGCACCACCGCCUUGGUCACCCGUCUGUGCAGCGCCUUCGGGCCAUGCACAAACGGGACCUUGUUGCUGGUCUUCCCAGGGUUCUCCCUCCCCUCCCACCCUCGCCUGCUCCUCCCUGUCUUCCCUGUGUCGAGGGGCGGCAGCGCGCCGCUCCUCACUCCUCCUCCUUCCCCCCGACGACUGCUCCUUUGCAGACGCUCCACAUGGACGUGUGGGGCCCAGCCCGAGUCCGUGGUCAGGGUCAGGAGAGGUACUUCCUGAUUGUUGUUGACGACUUCUCGCGCUACACCACGGUCUUCCCCUUGCGCACCAAGGGUGACGUCCCUGAUGUCUUGAUCCCUUGGAUCCGCAGAUCUCGUCUCCAGCUCAGUGAGCGUUUCCGCUCCGACUUCCCUGUCCUGCGUCUGCACUCUGACAGAGGUGGGGAGUUUUCCUCUGGCCUCUUGGAGGCCUUCUGUCAGCAGGAGGGCAUUGAGCAGUCGUUCACGCUUCCGGCCUCUCCACAGCAGAAUGGGGUUGCUGAGCGCCGCAUUGGCUUGGUCAUGGAGGUCGCUCGUACCUCCUUGGUUCAUGCGGCUGCCCCCCACUUUCUGUGGCCGUUUGCAGUCCGAUACGCUGCGCAUCAGCUCAACCUCUGGCCCCGUGUCUCCUUACCGGAGACUUCUCCGACACUGCGUUGGACGGGAGAGGCUGGCGAUGUGUCGCGUUUUCGGGUCUGGGGAUCUCGAGCUUUUGUUCGCGAUACGUCCGCGGACAAGCUCUCCCGUCGAGCUGUCCCCUGUGUCUUCCUUGGCUUUGUCCCGGACGCGCCUGGUUGGCAGUUCUACCACGCCACCUCGCGUCGUGUCCUGGCCUCUCAGGACGUCACUUUUGACGAGUCCGUCCCCUACUACCGCCUCUUCCCCUACCGCACUGCCCCGCUCCCCCCCCCGCCUCUCUUCCUCGCUCCAGGUGCUGAGGUACCAGACCCCCUCCCCCCUCAGGGUGCCGCUCCCUCAGGUGUGUCCCAGGUAGACCCGGUUGAGCCUGUCGAGGUAGCUGUUGACUCUCGUCCUGCUGGGGGUGCUGAGCCUGACCGUGAGGAGUCUGAGGGUACUGAGCCUGGGGGUGUGGAGCCUGGGGGUGCGGAGCCUGGGGGUGCGGAGCCUGGGGGUGCUGAGCCUGGGGGUGCGGAGCCUGGGGGUGCGGAGCCUGGGGGUGCUGAGCCUGGGGGUGCUGAGCCUGGGGGUACUGAGCCUGGGGGUGCUGAGUCUGGGGGUGCUGAGUCUGGGGGUGCUGAGCCUGAGCGUGCUACACCUGGAGGAGCCCUCUCCUCCCGGCAGCUGCAGGAGCGGUACCUACAGUACUGCCGCCUCCGGAGAGGUGCUGCUGGAGCUCGUACCAGUACUUCCCCUCCUGCCCAGGAGCUCCCCCCCAUUCAGCAGAUCCGAGAGUGGUACACGCGGCGCUGCAGUCUUCGGAGUGGUGCUCCUGGUGCUGCGGACCCUGAGGGUGGCGCUGCUACUAGUGCUGAGGACCCUGGCGUUGGAGCUGCUGCUGGUGCUGCGGACCCGAGCGGUGGCGCUGCUGCUGGUGCUGAGGACCCGGGCGUUGGAGCUACUGCUGGAGCUGAGGACCCGGACGGUGGAGCUGCUGCUGGUGCUGAGGACCCGAGCGGUGGAGCUGCUGCUGGUGCUGAGGACCCGGACGUUGGAGCUGCUGCUGGUGCUGAGGACCCUGCCGCUGGUGUCUCUGCUGGUUCUGGAGACGCUACGCGGCCGCGACCGUACUUCGUACCACUUCUUCAGCAGGUUCUUGGUCAGGCUCCUCCUCCUUGUCCUCCUCCCUCCGUAGAGUGUCCUCCGCCUGUCCAGUCGCAGUCACAGUUCCCGCCUGCCUCGCCUCUCCCUGGUCCCUCUCCUUACACUGGUCCCACAGGAGGUCUUACAGAGCGUCGUGAGCCUGAGUCUCGUCCUGCGUCGCCUGUUCGUACUGCUCGCACUGGUCGUCGUGUCCCACGUGAGCGUCCUCCUCCUGUCCCUGGCACUCACUACAUGACUCUGCGUCCCUCCACUGCUCCUCAGCGUGUUCCGCUGCCGUCUCCUCCUGCGUCCUCUCUGCCUACUCUUCCUGAUCCGGAGUCUGACUCCCGUCGUGCUGCCAGUCCCACUGUCACCCGUCUCCUCGCUACUGUUGUCACUGACCCUACCUUUGAGUCCUCUGCUGCGUCUGCUCUGGUCGCUGAACAGGAGGAGUUCCAGUGCUUUGCUGCUGCUUUACCCCACCUCGUGUCCAUGCUAGUUGCCCCUGAGGGAGACCCGGAUGCACCAGACAUCCCGACCCCGCGCACUUACGCUGAGGCGAUGGCGGGUCCCUACUCCUCUCAGUGGCAGACAGCCAUGGACGCAGAGAUGGCUUCUUGGAAGUCCACAGGCACCUACGUCGACGAGGUUCCCCCACCUGGGGCGAACAUCGUCAGUGGCAUGUGGAUUUUCAGGACCUUCUCCCCCACCCCGAAGAUGACCACUCUUCGGGUGCUGCUGCACAUAGCCGCUCACCGCGACUACGAGCUUCACUCACUUGACUUCAGCACUGCUUUCUUGCAGGGCAGCCUACACGAGGAGAUCUGGCUGCGCCGCCCUCCUGGCUUCACUGGGUUGGUUCCUCCUGGUACCCAGUGGAGGCUUCAGCGGCCGGUCUACGGUCUCCGCCAGGCACCGCAUGAGUGGCACGACACACUGAGGACGACACUUGCGGCUCUUGGGUUCGCUCCCUCUACUGCUGACCCGUCACUGUUUCUACGCACAGACACCUCACUGCUGCCGUUCUACAUCCUCGUGUACGUCGACGACUUGGUCUUUGCCACUGCUGACACCGCGGCACUCGCCCACGUGAAGUCGGAGCUGCAGAGGAGACACACGUGCACAGACCUAGGUGAACUGACAAGCUAUCUUGGCUUGCGGAUCACCCGGGACAGAGCACGGCGCACCAUCACCUUGACUCAGUCACACAUGGUGCAGCAGAUCCUUCAGCGCUUCCGCUUCACGUACUCCUCGCCUCAGUCCACUCCUCUGCCUACCGGUCACUCGCUCUCAGCUCUGCCUUCGGAUGAGUCCGUAGAGCCGAGUGGCCCGUAUCCAGAGCUUGUGGGCUGCCUCAUGUACCUGAUGACCUGCACUCGACCUGACCUUGCAUACCCUCUUAGCAUCCUUGCACGCUAUGUCGCUCCUGACCGUCACAGGAAGGAGCACAUGGAUGCCGCUAAGAGGGUGUUGCGCUACUUGUGCAGUACGUCGGGCAUGGGGCUAGUGCUUGGAGGGCGAGACCGAGUUGUACUUACUGGACACUCAGACGCUUCUUGGGCGGACGACCAGGCUACUCAGCAGUCGUCUCAGGGUUACACCUUCAGCCUUGGCUCCGGCUCAGUUUCUUGGCGUUCUACACGCUCUUCUUCUGUUCUCAGCUCCAGUUGUGAGGCUGAGAUCUACGCCACAGCCAUGGCUGCCCAGGAGCUACGCUGGCUGACCUACCUGCUGACCGACUUGGGAGAGCGGCCUCGUUCUCCUCCAGUGCUGUACGUCGACAACCAGGCUGCCAUUGCCUUGUGUGAGGAGCACAGACUGGAGCACAGAACGAAGCACAUCGCCCUGCGGUACUUCCUUGCUCGAGAGCUGCAGCAGCGUGGUCAGCUUCGUCUACGUUACGUGGCCACUGAGGCCAACCUUGCUGAUGUGUUCACCAAGGCGCUUCAGCCUUGUGACCAUCAGCGUUUCUGUACUCUUCUAGGCCUUGUGCCUGCUGGACCUCACUUACUUACUUCUUGA